Molecule: messenger RNA, 630 nt
Organism: Clonostachys solani
Lineage: Eukaryota; Fungi; Ascomycota; Sordariomycetes; Hypocreales; Bionectriaceae
Source: the annotation of a GenBank genome assembly
AUGUUGUUUCUGCCAAUCUUGGCGGCUCUCUCCGCCACGCUUGUCGUCGCUAUUUCCCCUAUUUCAACUGAGCAAGUGAACUUGGGUGAGGCUGGCCUGCCCAGCAGCACUGCAAUUGGAGACAGAGUUUCCUGCCAUAAUAAUGUCACAUUUGGUCCAGUCCCAAAAGCUGAGCAGAUCUACGUCACUGAUGAUUUCGAUAUCGCUCCAUUUCCCGUCAUCACAGAUCGGCACCUUUUCUUUCUCCUGUCCGGGCGCCUUCCAUCAUCCAAAACUAAAGCCAUAAAGGAUCUCGAGGCUGCGCUGACUGAAGCAACGCUGAAUAUAACUAUUGACCGCCUUGAUCCUGAUGGCAAGCCCGAUGACCCGAGUUCUUAUGUGAUUCCGCUUAAAGCGUUUCGCGCUGAGAUGGGGAUAGGUCAAUUGUCUAUACGGCACACGAAUGGCACAUACGUAGACUAUCUUCCUGGGCCUGGGGAGAGCGAAAUAUUGGCCGAGCUCAUCAUCAUAGGGAUGUUUGUGGAGACGGGGCUACAUACAUUUGACAUUGUCGCUCGACUAGGAGAUGAGAACAAGACAUGCUUAUUUGCUUUCUCGCACACUCAAUGGCUAGAGAAUAGUUGGGAUUAG